Molecule: messenger RNA, 3936 nt
Organism: Betta splendens (Siamese fighting fish)
Lineage: Eukaryota; Metazoa; Chordata; Actinopteri; Anabantiformes; Osphronemidae
Gene: pdxdc1
Product: pyridoxal-dependent decarboxylase domain containing 1
Exons: 23
Coding region: 177-2495 (772 amino acids)
Biological process (GO): carboxylic acid metabolic process
Cellular component (GO): intracellular membrane-bounded organelle
Molecular function (GO): carbon-carbon lyase activity; pyridoxal phosphate binding
Source: RefSeq, a predicted model, not a curated record
UAUUGUGACGUAGCUGCCAGCGUGGAACGCAGCCACACGUCGGUCCAGGAAGUGGAGUGUCCGGCUCUGUCCGCGGAUCGGUGACAGCAGACGAUCGUCUCGUUCCCGUCCUCUGCAGACUCGCUCCGGGUGCCAACGUAGUCCAGGGACCGAAGUGAGGCGCACACAAUCUGUAGAUGAUGGAAGGUUCGACGCUCGCUGAAGUCGGAAAGAAUCUGAGUGAAGCAAUGAGAAUCCUGGGAGAUGGACAGAGAGAGCUGAAGCCCACGUCACACACCCAGCGUCUAAGCAGAACCAGCAUCCCUGGACCUUUGCAGGGGGAUGGCCAGGAUGUUGCCUCCAUCCUGCAGUUAGUUCACAGCCUCAUUCAUGAAAAAGAAGAGGAUGAGGAGAAGUCGAGCCAACAGAGGAUGCAGAACGUGGGGGAACAGGGUCACAUGGCUUUGCUGGGCCACAGCCUGGCGGCGUACAUCUCCGUGUUGGACAAGGAGCGACUGUGGAGGCUGACCACACGCAUCCUGUCUGACACCACCCUGUGGCUCUGCCGGCUCUUCAGGUAUGAAAGCGGCUCAGCCUACUUCCAUGAGGAUGACAGGGACGGCAUAGUGCGAGUGUGUAGGCUGGUCAUCAGUGCCCGCUACGAGGAGUACGCCUCCGAGGGAUACACGGUCCUCAACUCCGAGCCGCCCGUCAUUUACCAGAGCUCCUCCUGCAGGACAAGCCUAGGACAGCAUCUGUGCAGCCAGCUCGGUCUGCCCCUCUCUAGUUUGUGCACAGUCCCAUGCAACACGGUCUUUGGAUCCCAACACCAGCUGGACGUUGCCCUGUUGGACAAACUAAUCAAAGAGGACCUGGAGGCAGGGAAGCUUCCUUUGCUGCUGAUUGCCAAUGCAGGGACGCCUGGAGCCGGCCACACAGACAAGCUGGGUCGGCUGAAGGACCUGUGUGAUCAGCACAACAUGUGGUUUCAUGUGGAAGGGGUGAAUCUGGCCACGCUGACCCUGGACCAGGUCCCAUCUGCUGUCAUGGCAGCCACCAGAAGUGACAGUAUGACGCUGACUCCAGGUCAGUGGCUGGGACUGCCUGCUGUGUCCGCUGUUACUCUGUACAGACACGAGGACCCAGCGCUGUCUCUAGCGGCAGGUUUGACCUCCAGUCGACCUGCGGAGAAGCUGCGAGCGCUUCCUCUGUGGCUCUCGCUGCAGUACCUUGGUCACAACGGAAUCGUACAGAAGAUAAGACACUUCACCGGUCUGAGCCAGCAGCUCCUGCAGAAACUCAAGUCUCUGGCCUCUAUCGAGACCCUGGUGGAGGAUGAACUCAGCUCUCCUGUGGUGCUCUUCAGGUUUUCUGGGAAAACGAGUGCAGGGUCCGAAGGGGACACAGUGGAGGGGUACUGUGCUGGGGAGAAAAAGGUUCUUGACGCCUUCAACAGAUGGCUGUGGGAACAGCUGACCCACCUCGUUCCCACCAGUGGAGUCGACGUGGUGGAGCUUGAAGACGAGGGGACCUGUGUUCGCUUCAACCCUCUUCUGACUGCGGCCGCUCUGGGGACCCAGGAGGAAGAUGUUGAGAACCUAGUGGAGAAGCUGACUGAGCUGGUGUCUGUCAUGAGCUCCACGUGGUGCCUCAGACGAGACUUCAGGGAGGAGUGCCACCAGCGCUCGCCUUCGCUCAGAUACGUGGAGGACCUCAGCUGGCCCGGCCUGGGGGCUGUGCGGUACGAACCGCAGACUGAAGGAAUGGACGACAGCAGAAGAGCUGAGGUGCUGGACAAAAUGAAUGAAGAGCUUCUAAAGAAACUGCAGGAGCUUGACACCGACAUUAUAUUUUCCACUGGCUCUGACUUUGGGACAGAGGAAAACUGCAUUAUGAUCCACAUGGUCACUGAGGACGUAGAUGUGUCUGAACUGGCGGCUACAAUAGCUGCCCUGGGGCUGGACAUAGAGGAGAAUGGACGGCUACUGGACAACAUGACAGAGGUUGUGAGGAAAGGCAUCCUGGAGGCAGAGCAGCAGCUGCAAAAGGCCAAUGAUGAGAAACUCAUUGAAGAGGGGGUGCUACGGCAGCUUCCUCUUGUUGGCUCCGUGCUUAACUGGUUCUCUCCAGUGCAAGGCUCCAUUAAAGGAAGGACCUUUAACCUGGCAGCAGGUUCUUUGGACUCCACAGAGAUGACGUACACUACAAAGACACAGGCGGGCAGGUCAUCCCAGCUAGACAGUGCCACCUCCUCCUCAAGGAAGCUACCAGGUCAGAGGUUAUUCCGGCGUUCUGGGGCACGCUCAGACUCAUUUAGUGAGACCAGCUCUGUUGGACAGCUUGAGGAGACCAACAGAGAAGAAACUACUGCUGCUAGCAGUGGCACCUACUCCUCCAGAUGGACACCUGCAGUGGAGGAGGAUUCACACGCCGUCCCAGAGGGAGCUGAGGACUCAUCUGAACAAGAGCAGCCAGCGGCGAAGGAGGCCUCAGAGGAGACGCAGCCCGGAAGCUAGGAGACACCGUCCACCCGCGUCCUCUGGCUGGAAGUAGCCCAGCAGGGGGUCCCUAACGUCGUCAGGCAAACCUGUUAUUCACUAGAUUUAUUUGAUUUUUGCUACAAACUCAGAGGUCUGUCCCUGUUUCCUUCUUUAACCACAGUUACGUGUGUGGUCUACACAUACACGACAAUGUGUUGACUGAGCAGCUAUUGGUGAUUUACUGUACGUUAGGGUCUGUGGUGGCAAACAUAUCUGCCUCUUCUCGAGGGGUUUCCUGACUGUUCUGACUGUUGCCUUUACAUUGAAAUCAUUGAAAUAUGUUCUGCGGUUGAACUCUCAGCAUUGUUGUGGGUUAGGGUUAAGACUCGGACUGUUUCUAGGCUGUUUAAUUUAAACGUAGUUUUUCACUGGUAUCAGACACAAUUUUGUGUUGUUUGGCAUUUUGAUCAUUUUAUAUAGUUUAUACAGUUGGUUGAUGGUUUGAGAGAGGAGCAGCUAAAUACUAACAAAGGUGAUUGUUAAAUGCUAAAUUAAAUUAAACAAUAAAUAUUGAAUUAAAUAUGUUUGACUACAAUGAUUACGCAUUCUAUGUAGAGACAUGUUAUAGCCUUUAUAUUUAAUAUAUACUAUUAAUAUUUAACUUGCCCAAUUACUAAUCAUAAUAAUGUAAUAUUUAUAUGUUUUGAGCAAGAUUUAAAGAUCUAAUUGAAACCUAAUUUGAAGUAUAAUCAGUAGUUUAAACUUUUUUUAUCAUUCAUUCUGCUGCUUCAGUCUACAGUACAUAUGCAAACUAGCCCACAAAAAUCAAACAUAAACACCAAACUGGCCAACAGAAGGAUUAACGGUGAGCUGUUAACUCAAACCACACAGAAUGUAUGAAAGCAGACUCUGAGCUCUGUAUAUAGACGAUCUGCACAAAGACUUUUGUUACAUCCUCAGUGAAGGCUAAAGAAGCUUUAGAUGAGACACUAAGGAAGAGUCUAAAAGUUAAAAAGGAAACAUUAGUAAGGGUUUGUUAAGAGAUUUCAGCUUUAUACUACUUGUAGUUUUGUAUAUACUACUAUGAUACUGGUUGCUUUGAUUUUUUAUGGUGUUAAUGAAGCACAACCUUUUUUUUGACAAUGAAUUUUGCCAUUUGAAGCGAAUGAAUGAUUAAUAACUAUCUGAUAUGUUUCAUGAAGGUGUUUUGAUUUGAUAUGAAGUGUCCUGAACCGUCCUCUCUCUGUCUGAGGGACUGUCUUUAAUCAGCACAGUUGUUUUCUACAAUUACUUAACAUUUCCCUUUGGAUCCGAUUCUUAGUCUUCCUUUACUCACUUUUCAUCUUAAUGGUUCAUUUACAUACAUGCAGCUUUAUACUUGAGUCUUGGUCUCUGACAAUCAAACCAAUGGAUGGUCAACAGUGACAGCCGUACAAAGGUCAAGCUUCAAUAAAAGCACAUAUUGACUUAAUACUAA